AUGGGCACAUUCCGCAAUAACAAUGAUCCAAUGUCCCGAGGUGAUAAUACAAAUAAUUCAAAUUUCCCACCAUUUGGAAUGAAUCUUGGAGGCGGCGGCGGUAAUGCAACAAAUUUCAAUCCUCAACCACAACAACCAUUAUUCAGUCAAGGACAGCAAUCAAGAUUUAAUAAAAAUAACAGGCAGCAACCAAAUUUUACCACUGGCAAGGGAGAACAUUGGAAUUAUUUUGGCAAUAGCAACAACAAUAAUUCGCGCAAUAAAAAUAGCAUCUUUGAUAGGCUUGAUAAAAAGCCUACAUUUGGUGGAGGAGUAGGAGGAGGUAAUAACACAAACAAGCAGAAUAAAUUUGAGGAUGAUUUUAUUAGAGGUGGGGGUGUCGGUGGUGUCAGUGGUGGAGUAGUUCCAGAGAAUAAUAAAAACCAAAACUGGAACAAUAAUCGAAAUUUUGGUCCUAACACCAACAACAACUAUGCAGACAAUGUUGGGGGAGGAAGGGCCAAUAAUUUUAAUGGUCCUUCAAAUGAUUGGGAUGAUUCGGCCAAUGAUUUCAAAGGUGGUGGGGGAGCUGGAACAGGUGUUGGUUGGAGAAAUAAUAAUAACCGAAACUUUGAGCCGGAUAAGCCCAUAAAUGGAGGACGUAAUAACAAUGAUGUCUAUAACCAAAAUGAAUUUAGAUCUGUUGGUGGACAAGCAAACUUUGGAUCUGGCAAUAUGAUGGAGGGCAAAAAUAUCAAUACCCGCUGGGGUAAUAACACUAGUAGCAGUAGUACAAACAUGGAGCCAAAUCUUUCAAGAAAAAAUAACACGAAUUUUGAGGGUGUUGGUGGUAGUAAUAACAAUUGGAAUAAUUUUCCUCAACGUAAUCCCAUUGACUUUGAAACAUUCAAAAAUUUUGGAAAUGGAGCUCGUCAAAAUAAUUCAUGGGAUUUAGAAGGUCGGAACAACAGCAACAAUAUGAGCAAUGAUUUUGAUAUUUUUCCCAAUGGACCACCGGAAAGAAAUCGAAAUUUUGUACCCAAUAAUUUUGGACCUCCUCCCAGCAGUUUACCACCAAAUGAUGAUUUCAAUGUGAAUUUUGGAAACAGAGAAUUUGAGGAAUUAGAUAAAGAUAACAAUUGGAAUCCACAAAUUAAUAAUUUGGAAUCUACUAUCAACAACAUUCCUAUUCGUGGAAAAAAUUAUAGUAUGCCGGAUAGAAAUCAUGAGCAGGACAACUUUAGAGGUGGUGGUGUACGGCCACAAGAUGACGUUAGCUUUUCGCAACGAAAACGAUUACCAGAAGAUUUGGCAAAUCAGCACAAUCCCAAUAAUCGGAAUUAUAGGGGUCCUAUGGAUAGGAAUUAUCCAAUAACCAAUGUUAAUGAUCCAGAAGAAGAAGAGUUACUACGCAAGAGACAAAGGAGAAAUAGCGCCACUAGUGAGGAAACAUUUAGAAGAAGAGGUACCAGUUACGAUAGACAUUUCCCCAAUAGUGAUUAUGAUGAUGACUCACAAAGAUUCGGUCGGAACAAACGACGUGAUUCAUUUUCCGAACGUAAUGAUAGACGACAGCAUCAUCAUAACGAUGACGAUGAUUAUAAUGUGGAUGUCAACGAUAGUGGCAGCGAAUCGGAACGUUUUCCCCGUGGUAAACCCAAGCUAUCCAUAUAUAAGGGUAAAUUAUAUCUAAAAACAUAUCCCAAUGGUCCAACAAAACUUAAUCCAUCAGUAUAUUGGAGAAAUUGGUGGCCAAAAUAUGUCUACAUCGAGACUAGCAUUGAACAAAUCGAUAAAAAUGAUGAAGAGAUCAAAUCGAAGCUGAAAUUCAUACCAAAAACUGAUGACAUACUCGCCGAAGCAAUGGAUUUUGUUGAGACGUCUUUGCUUACAUAUCUGAAUGCCACAAGGGAUAUGGAUGAGACAAAUUUCCGUGAUCGUGAUCUGCGCACAUUGCUGAGAUUACGCGGAACAGUCCAUUAUAUUCUGUUUAAUGUGGCAAUGACGAAAGCAAAUCGUGACCGUUGUCGUACAAUUUUACACAUGAUGAAUCAUAAAGUUAAGCUGACAUAUAUCUAUCAGGAUAUUAUCGAGUUUUGGCAUCGUUGCCAGGAAACGGUAAAACGUUUUGAAAAUGCUGAAAUUUCCCUAUCGGAUCAAGUGACACAGGCCUAUGCUAUAUUGAGUGAUCGUUUGUAUAUUUAUUUCCUGUAUGAAUCAAUUAUUAAAUUGAAGGUCAUAUGUUUAUCGGAAUAUGAUUAUUUUCUCAAAUUUUAUAAACGUUUACAAAGGAAACUUAAUAUCAAACCCCCCAAACCGGUUAAGUGA
Musca vetustissima is the source of this 2307-nucleotide messenger RNA. Its product is annotated as probable serine/threonine-protein kinase clkA. The record is from RefSeq and is a predicted model, not a curated record. Lineage: Eukaryota; Metazoa; Arthropoda; Insecta; Diptera; Muscidae. The transcript has 3 exons. Bases 1 to 2307 code for a protein of 768 amino acids.